Bufo bufo (common toad) is the source of this 3818-nucleotide messenger RNA. RefSeq names its product vascular cell adhesion molecule 1 (gene VCAM1). The coding region runs from base 226 to 2913 and encodes 895 amino acids. The transcript is spliced from 11 exons. NCBI's taxonomy places the organism in Eukaryota, Metazoa, Chordata, Amphibia, Anura, Bufonidae. The record is from RefSeq and is a predicted model, not a curated record.
CUCAUGCAAGGCUAGCACAAAGAAAAUGCAGAAUACAAGAGCUUAUAUGUGAGAUGCUCCACAUCAUUGGAAUUUAUUAACUCUGGAAAUCACAGAUUUUUCUACUGGAAUUUGCUAUCCAAGAUUAGAUAUUUACAUCUACAUCUUAGACUAGAUAUUUAGGACCAUUGAAAGGCUGGAACCCUACUUUUCGGUGGAAGUGACAUAAACAAGGAGACCUUAAAUAUGGAGAAGACCAGUACUCUCACCAUCACGUUACUGAUGCUCAGCUUUCACAUCAUCUUUAUGCACACUUCUGCCUCAGACAUCACUCUUUCAUCACCACAGACUACAAUCAAGGCUCAGAUUGGGGAAGAACUUCAAAUCACUUGUUUAGCAUCAAAAUGUAGGGGUGAGAAGCCUGGCUUCACCUGGUCUAACCUCGUGGACAGUACAUUAAGUGGUACUGUGAACACUAUGGAGAAGAAGUCAACCCUGACCAUGAAGGUUGGUGCUGAGACGGACGGAUCUUACCGGUGUACUGUGACAUGUGAUAACGCACCAGUAGAGAAGCGCUUCCAUAUCGUGGUCUACUCGUUGCCCAGUGAUCCUAUUCUACAUAUCUCCUCUCUUGUGGUUGGACAGCAGUCACACAUCACCUGCAUCUUCCCCAACAUCUACCCCUAUGAGAGGAUGGGUGCUGAGAUCCUCCUGGAUGAUAAAGUUGUGGUUACGUUUGACUCUGCAAAGAUCGAUUUGAAUAUAUAUGAGAUGCAAAACAUCAGCCUCACCCAUGAUAUAACCCUGGUGGAAGAGAUGGACAAGAAAGAGGUUAAAUGUCUGGCUCUACUGGAAUUCCCAGAUUAUGCUAUUGACCCCAUAGAAAGACAUACAGCACAGAACCUCAUUCUAAUGUAUCCUCCAGAAUUACCCCAAAUCACAGUUCUGACAUCCACAAAUGUAAAAGCUGGUGAAGAAAUUCAUCUACUAUGUUCAUCUGACAGUAAAUCCCAGGCUGUUGUCCAAUGGGUGAAGAUGAUGGAGGAUGAAGAGCUUGAAAUGUCAUCUGAUGAUCAAGGGGCUUUGAUACUUUCAAAUGCAGUACCAGAAAAUAGCGGGGUCUACAUCUGUUAUGCCAAAAAUAUCGCUGGAAAAACAGCUUCACAGGUGGAGAUCAAUGUGCAAGGUCUACCGGAAAAGCCUGUGCUCUUCUUGAAUCCAGGAACAAAAGUAGAAGCUGGGCAAUCUGUUAUUAUUGAAUGCCUUGUAAACAGCAAUAUAAAGGUUACGUUGUGGAAGAUGUCAGAAGAUAGAGAUAUUCUUAUUUUCUUAGACUCAACGGGGAAAACCAUAAUAGAUGAGGCCGAUCCAAUAGACACUGCUGUAUACAAAUGCAUAGCUGAAAAUCAGUAUGGUGUAAGCGAAACUUCAGAAUCCCUCACAGUGGAAUAUCCGCCAAGGGAAACUCUUCUUUCAUCUUCACCCACUGAUGUAAAUGAAGGAGACACGGUUACUCUGACUUGUGUUUCUAAGGGAGUCCCCACGCCGAGCAUCUCCAUUUACAAACUUCUAACAUCAGGGGAGAGUGUGCUCCUUUCUAAAGAUCCAGUGGUUACCUUAUCUGAAGUGACCAGUGGAAUUUACCAGUGCCAAGCUAAUAACAGAUUAGGGAGUGACAAAGACAAGUUGGAGCUAAUUGUGCAAGCUCCCCCAAAAAACACACGUAUAAUUAUUACUCCAUCACACACGGUGAGAAAAGGAGACAGUGUACAUAUCCAAUGCAUAUCAGAAUCUUCUCCUGCCCCUAAACUGGUGCUGAGGAUGGAAACCGAGCUGGGCAUCAUUGGGUUGGAAUCUGAGCAUGGGCAGUACAGUAUUUCACAUGCUGCAGUAGAGCAUACAGGGACUUACAUAUGUGAAUCAUCCAAUGUAAUAGGACAACAAAUUGCAGAGGCCAAUCUGACUGUACAAGCUCCACCCCAAAAUACUCAAAUAUUCAUAACUCCAUCCUCUGUGGUAAGAGAAGGAGAUAACGUACAGAUCAGGUGCACUUCUGAAGCACUUCCUGCUCCUAGACUGGCCCUAAAGAUGAAAAUGGAACACGACGUGGUUGAUCUGGAGUCUGUAGGGGCGGAAUACAACAUUUCAAAUGCUGAAGUAAGGCAUACAGGAACGUAUAUCUGUGAAUCUACAAACGCGGCUGGAAGUGAGAUUGUAGAGACCACUCUUAAUGUAGAAGUUCCACCUAGAAACACCUAUAUCACCAUCAUUCCAUCGCCAGUUGUGAGAGAAGGAGACUCAGUACAGAUUUGGUGCUCUUCAGACGGUUCUCCAGACCCUAGCCUUGUCCUGAAGAUGAAAACAGAAUUUGAAUUAAUUAUGCUGGAAUUAUUUGAUGGCUCUUAUAACAUUACUCAUGCAGGAAUGGAGAACACAGGAACAUACAUCUGUGAAUCCACCAACAGGGUGGGAAAUCAUGUUGCCGAGACUACUUUGACUGUACAAAUUCCACCACGAAACACCACAGUGGUUGUGACUCCAUCACAGAACAUCAAAGAAGGUGAUACAGUCACUAUCACUUGUGAGACCCACAGCAUCCCAUCUCCAACCAUCAUUCUACAGAAAGUGUGUGCCAAGAACAACACAUUGCUUCAGACCAACAAUGGCACCUUUACAUUGCACAAUGUCACCCUCAAUGACACUGGAACAUACACGCUCCAAAUAAUUAGCAGUGCUGGAAAUGAAACAGAGGUCAUCAAUAUUCAAGUGCAAGAACGACAACAGAGUCCAAGAUUCAACCCCACUUCCAUAUUUAUCUUUGGAUCAGUGGCUUUCGUGUCUCUAGGUGCUAUUGCAUCCAUCAUUUACCAUCUCAAGAAGUCAAAGCUACAAGGAUCAUACAGUCUUGUAAAAGCUUUGAGAAGCAAAGUGUGACUUUACACCAGUCGGAUCUAAAGGACAUUUCCAUGUGCUGCUGUGGGUCAGUGCAGGCACAUUUCUGUGGAUACUGAAUAGCACUUGUGGUAGCACAUGUAUUCCGAGAGUCCUUCCGGUAAAUCCAUAAUAAGCUUGUGCUGUCGAGAGCUUUGCCUUGUGGUACUUGCAGAGAAGCUGGAUGGAAACCCAGUUCUUCUGCUGUAAAUGGUAAAGACUGAAGCAAAUGAAGACUGUUAUUAGGAAGAAAAAAGACAUCUCAGUUCCAAAUGUAUGGAGCCCUGUGUGUGUGUGAAGAAUCACUAUUUGCACUUGGAUUUUUUUGUUUUGUACAGUGUGUGGUAAUGACUAUAUUAAUGUGUAGAAUCUGCUCCUAUUUAAGUGUAAUGUUGCGUCGGCAGGUAAUUUCUGACUGUUCCUUCCCCUUUCUCUUGUCUUUGUUCUUUAUGUGGUGGAGAUGUGGAACGUGUGAUGAAUUUUAAUGUGGUCUUUCUCCUUAGGCUGAGCUGAGCUCUAGCCAUCUUUUGUUGGUCAUUGAGAUGAGAAGGCUUAGUCACUGGAGGAUCCAACCUAAAGCCAAGAGAGUGAGAAUUUUGUUACAAAGGAAACAAUAGGGCAUCUCAUUGAUAUGGAGAAUGGGUGCAAUUAUCACAAAAAGUAGCCUGUGAAGCUCUGCAUUGGUACAUAAUCUCAUAUAAAAGAACAUUUGAUUCAUUCCAUAGUCUGUCCACCAUAGAUGACUGGUUUGUCACCAGUAGUCUGGUGGUUCAUUAGUUGACAUCAGUUGCAGUUAGGCGAGUGUUAAACCCAACCAUUCUUUUGGGACACUGCGUAUGACCCAUCAUUGUUGUUAAUAAGGUUUAAACUGGUUGUCCAGCCAUUUAUACUUUUAAAAAAAUAAUAAA